Messenger RNA from Fomitopsis serialis, 1463 nucleotides. RefSeq lists its product as uncharacterized. NCBI's taxonomy places the organism in Eukaryota, Fungi, Basidiomycota, Agaricomycetes, Polyporales, Fomitopsidaceae. The record is from RefSeq and is a predicted model, not a curated record. The transcript has 4 exons. Gene Ontology annotation, cellular component: plasma membrane. Bases 254 to 1168 code for a protein of 304 amino acids.
GUAAUACACACACGCGUCCUACUCGCAGUCGCUCUGUUGGUCCCAAUUUGCCUUAUUCGUUGCGGGCCACCCAGAGGACUGCUGCACUGUCGGUAGUGGUUGGCAAGGAGUGUUCGCGAUCGUCGCGUGCAAAAGUGACGCCGAAUGCUGACGCUGGCCAUUGUCAGUGACUGACGAACCAGCAUCGACUGCUGUGCCCCGAAAGCCUGGCGACGCUCAUGUCAUCAAGGUGCAGCCGUUGAAGCGGUCAGAGAUGCAGCCCUCGUACGCCCAAGACCUCGGCACAGGCGAGAUCGACCAUGGCUUCUACGGCUCGAUGAUGCAGGCCUUCGGGGCGUGCGUCGGGUUCUGCGGCGCCAUCCCCUGCUGCCCGCUCCCGAACCCCUUCCGCAACAUCCCACAAGGGUCCGUCGGGCUCGUCACGCGGUUCGGCAAGUUCUACAAGUCGGUCGACCCCGGCCUGGUGCAGGUCAACCCGUGCACGGAGGGCGUGCGCGUCGUCGACGUGAAGAUCCAGAUUGCCUCCAUCGGCAGGCAGAAGGUCAUCACGCGCGACAACGUCGACGUCGAAAUCGACUCCGUGAUGUACUUCCAGAUCACGAACCCCUACCGCGCCGCGUUCGGGAUCACCGACCUGCGGCAGGCGCUCUCCGAGCGCGCCCAAACCACGCUGCGGCACGUCGUCGGCGCGCGCGCCGUGCAGUCCGUCGUGACCGAGCGCGAGGCGAUCGCGUUCGAAAUCGCGGAGAUCGUGGGGGACGUCGCGGACAAGUGGGGCGUCGCGAUCGAGGGCAUCCUGAUCAAGGACAUCGUCUUCUCCGCAGACGUGUCCGCGUCGCUCUCGAGCGCGGCGCAGCAGAAGCGCAUCGGCGAGAGCAAGGUCAUCGCCGCGCGCGCGGAGGUCGACGCCGCGCGGCUGAUGCGCCAGGCCGCGGACAUCCUCGCGAGCCCCGCCGCGAUGCAGAUCCGCCAGCUCGAGGCGCUCCAGACGAUGGCGAAGACCGCGAACAGCAAGGUCGUCUUCGUCCCGAUGCAGCUCCAGAGCGACGUCGUCGGCCAGAUGGCAAGGCAGCCGCAGGCGGGCGGGAGCGGGCUUCGGGACGAGAUCGGGGAGGAUAUCGGGCCCGCGGGCCAGGUGGGUAUGCUGAACAGCGUGGCUUCGAUGUGAUUGCGCGGGCGAGGCCGAGGCCUUGUACCACCCCUUCUACGUUUCCCUCACUACUACCGCCCUUCCUGCGCCACCUCGAGCUACCCUUCCUUCGGUGUUGUACGAUAUGUAGUACUCGCUCACGAUUCCUCCGCCUGCGACACGACUUGCUUAUGGUUCGCUUUACGAUACCUCUGCCGGACUGGCUACGAUCCUUGUAAUAUAGCUCACGAUGUAUUGUGAUGCGCCUCCUCGACCUCAGUCUUAUCCAUGUGGUCGCUUGACAGUGGCGCAUUUGGGGUGAGCGAAUCACGUC